Molecule: messenger RNA, 3005 nt
Organism: Candoia aspera
Lineage: Eukaryota; Metazoa; Chordata; Lepidosauria; Squamata; Candoiidae
Gene: PDE1A
Product: phosphodiesterase 1A
Exons: 15
Coding region: 421-2007 (528 amino acids)
Biological process (GO): signal transduction
Cellular component (GO): neuronal cell body
Molecular function (GO): calmodulin-activated 3',5'-cyclic-GMP phosphodiesterase activity
Source: RefSeq, a predicted model, not a curated record
UUUCACAAAGCAAGACAGCCUCCGAGUUGAAGACUUUGACCAGUGCGUCUAAGAAGAGUUCUCAUGCCUGGAAUAAUCUAGCACAUGUUUUUUUGUGUGUUUAAACUUGGUUAACAGCUGGUAAAAGUUUUGCAUUUUCCUCAGGCAGCCAAAAUCCUUCCAGGAGGCUCUUCUCUGCUUCGCUCAACUUGUCUCUGGUGUCUGUAUAACAGCCUGCAUGUUUUGGUGCUGCUCAGACUGGAUGUGGUCUCUAUGGCCUCAUUUUGCUGGACUGUCACACGGAGGGAGGUUUUCCCUGGCACCAGAAAAAAACCUUGGUGUGGUCUCUUCAGCACAGUAGCUAAGAACAAGUUUCCUGAUUGCUCCCAGGUUUUCUCGGGAACUCUUUUCAGGAAGAGGCUAUUCCUGCCCCACACUUAAAUGGAUGAUUAUGUUACAGUUAGGAAAAAGCAUCUUCAGAGACCUAUCUUUAGACUAAGAUGUUUAGUAAAGCAGCUGGAGAAAGGUGAUGUUAACGUGGUUGAUUUGAAGAAGAACAUUGAAUAUGCGGCAUCUGUUCUGGAGGCAGUAUACAUUGAUGAAACAAGGAGGCUGUUGGAUACAGAGGACGAACUCUCAGAUAUCCAGUCAGACUCUGUUCCGCUGGAAGUACGAGAUUGGUUGGCAUCUACCUUCACAAGGAAAAUGGGGAUGACAAAAAGGAGGCCAGAGGAGAAACCCAAAUUUCGAAGCAUUGUGCAUGCUGUACAAGCAGGGAUCUUUGUGGAAAGAAUGUAUCGAAGAACAUCCAGCAUGGUUGGUUUGGCCUAUCCAGCUGAAGUAAUAACAACUUUUAAGGAUGUUGACAAAUGGUCAUUUGACGUAUUUUCCCUAAAUGAAGCAAGUGGAGGCCAUAGUCUGAAAUUUAUGAUGUAUGAAUUAUUUACCAGAUACGAUCUAUUGAGCCGUUUCAAGAUCCCUGUUCCAAGUCUCAUUUCAUUUGGAGAAGCUUUGGAAAUUGGCUACAGCAAGUAUAGAAAUCCUUACCACAACUUGAUCCAUGCAGCUGAUGUUACCCAUACUGUACACUGCAUCAUGCUUCUGACUGGGAUCAUGCACUGGCUCACUGAACUGGAAAUAUUAGCCAUGAUUUUUGCAGCUGCAGUCCAUGACUACGAGCACACUGGGACUACAAACAACUUCCACAUUCAGACCAGGUCAGAGGUUGCCAUUUUGUACAAUGAUCGCUCUGUUCUUGAAAACCACCACGUUAGUGCUGCUUAUAAGAUUAUGCAGGAAGAGGAAAUGAAUAUUCUGAUGAAUCUAACAAAAGACGAAUGGAGGGAGCUGCGCAACCUGGUUAUUGAGAUGGUUUUAUCUACUGAUAUGUCUGGGCAUUUCCAGCAAAUCAAGACGAUGAGGCACACUCUUCAGCAACCAGAAGGGAUAGACAAAGCCAGAGCCAUGGCCCUGAUCCUCCAUGCUGCUGACAUCAGCCACCCAUCCAAACUGUGGGAUCUGCACUACCGAUGGACAAAGGCCCUGAUGGAAGAAUUCUUUCGACAGGGAGACAAAGAGGCAGAGCUGGGCCUACCGUUUUCUCCUCUUUGUGACCGGAAAUCCACCAUGGUGGCUCAGUCCCAAAUAGGUUUCAUUGAUUUCAUAGUGAAACCAACAUUUGCUCUCCUUACUGACUCCAUGGAGAAAAUAGUUUUUCCUCUUAUAGAGGAAGCAUCAAAGUCUGAAAGUCCUACCUUUGUGACAGCAUCAAGUGAAAAUAGUACAGGAGGGACCAGCACUGAUAUGCACAAAAGGAUAAGUAUCAAAAAUGCUGCAUGUGUUGGUGGGACCUGCACAGAAAAUGCUUUGGCAAUGGUGGAUUUAAGAAGCUUUAAGGACAACCUAUUCCAGACCAUACAGGAAAACAAAGACAGGUGGAAAGAUUUAGCAGAAAAAGGUGAGCCGAAUCUCAGUGAGAAUUCCGAAGGGCCACUGAAAGAACCAGAACAGGUUGUCCUGCACAGCUAGGUCAAGGAUACUUAAUUGUUUCUGCUCAUUUUCAGACUAAGAGGAUGAACUGAACAGCAAGAAAACAUUUUCAUUUUCCACAAGGCUGGUAUCUUUUCUAUGUAUCACCACAAAAGGAUGAGCUGGUAAUUCAAGGCAUUGAUUGCAGCUAUCAAGAUUCCAACCUAUUUGAUUUCUUCUUCAGUUCUUCUGUUAUCCUGAACUUAGCUGGAAUACAUCGUCAGCCAAAAUCAUUCUUAGACACACACACACACACACAGCCAUAUAGAAUGACUGCUAAAGGGAGGAAGCACCGGAUGAGCAGAGACUUUGUGGAAGCUUCCUAUGAGUGGAUUGCCUCACUUGGAGAUGAUUAAGAGGACCAUGGACUGGAUCUCAAGGUGCAAUUCGUGUAGACAGCUGCAAGCUGCUUCUCUGCUGUCAUGUUGAUUAAUGACAUAUCCAGAUGUACAGAUUUCUGCUUUUAUAGAAAUAUGGGGAAGAGGGUUCAGAAAAGCUGCACCAAAAAAAUCAAGAGUUGUAGAAAGCCCCCUGAAUAAGUAGUGAUGGUUUUAUAGGCAUCUAAUGAGGUGAACCUCUGGUCUUUUCCUUAACCAGCCAUAUUUUUGAAGGGAACAAAAAUAUCUACUUAAAACUAUUGAAACAAGGCUAGGUCAGAUUGUAUGAGAAGAUCAGUUGCUGCGUCAGACUCUCGGGAGAAGCCAUGACUUAGCAGCUGAGCAUGUGCUUUGCAUGUAGGGGGUCCAUGAUGCAAACCAUGGUGCCAGAGAGAAAUGACUUGAGGCAUCAGGGUUGUGCGAGAGACCUCUUUCUAGGAGCUUGGAGGACUGCUGCCGCUAGAGCCAAGCUUACUAAGCUAGAUAGGCCAAGAGCUUGUCUCUUUUUAAGCAUUCGUACUUCAGACUAUCUUGGUAAGUAUGCCAGGGGAAUAUGUGGACUUUUUAAAUACAUCUUAAGUUGUUUUCACCCUGUCAAUAGUCAGCCAGGGCCUCUCUGUC